AUGAAGAUUCAACCCAAGUGGAAGAUAUUUUUGUGGAAGCUUUUUCAUGAGGGAAUUGCAGUCAAAGGAAAUUUGGCUAAAAGAGGUAUACAAGUUGAGGUGACUUGUGAUUUUUUUGGGAUGGAUGAGGAGGAUAGCCAACAUCUUUUUAGGCUAUGUGAUCUAGCAAAGGAGGUCUGGGAGAAUGGCUCCCUGGCAAUUUGCUAUGACAUUUCUGGAUUCAAUUCUUUGAGAUUAUGGAUCCAGCACUAUAUCCUGCUGUUUUAUAGCGAGGAUGGUAGGUAUGGCACUCGUAGCAUUAAGUUUAUUGCUACUUUAUGGGGGCUAUGGAAGACUAGGAAUGCUCGAUGCUUUAAGGGUGUUGAUGGGGGAGCAAGCCUUGUGUUGGAAUUUUUUAACCUGGCAAUGCGAGACCAUGAUAUUUUCUGCCAAAACAAUGGGAUUGGUAAUAAUAUUAUUGAUAACCUUGGGGAUGACCCAUACAUUCCCCCGGGAUUCAACGCUGUGCAAUUGGGUAAAGAGAGGAGGGGAUACGACAAGUUUAUUGUGGGAGUGGAUGGCUCGUGGGAUAAGACGACAACAAGAGCAGGGAUUGGUUGGACAGUUAUAGGGAGUAACCAUGGUAAUGAGGAUAGUGAGGGGGGAAAACAUGGAGUGGCAACUUCGGCGCUACAAUGUGAGGCUUGGGCCUGCUUGGAAGCUAUGAAGUGGGCUAGGGCGAAAGGUAAGCAAGGGAUCCUCAUACUCUCGGAUUCCAUUGGACUUAUUAACAAUAUUCAAGGUGAUUCAGGUAAGGAUGUCUCUAUUACUUGGAUGGUGAAAGAUAUUAGGGAUGUGGGUACCUCGUUUCAUAGGUGCACCGUUUUAAAAGUCCAAAAGGACCAGGUAAAGAGGGCAGACGAGAUUGCUAAGGAAUGUCGUACUAGUGGUUCGGACUACGUGUAA
Chenopodium quinoa (quinoa) is the source of this 945-nucleotide messenger RNA. RefSeq lists its product as uncharacterized. The coding region runs from base 1 to 945 and encodes 314 amino acids. The transcript has a single exon. Gene Ontology annotation, molecular function: nucleic acid binding; RNA-DNA hybrid ribonuclease activity. NCBI's taxonomy places the organism in Eukaryota, Viridiplantae, Streptophyta, Magnoliopsida, Caryophyllales, Amaranthaceae. The record is from RefSeq and is a predicted model, not a curated record.